This is a messenger RNA of Racocetra persica, 135 nucleotides long. The record is from the annotation of a GenBank genome assembly. Lineage: Eukaryota; Fungi; Glomeromycota; Glomeromycetes; Diversisporales; Gigasporaceae.
UCCCUCGUCCACAUCCUUUACAUGGUUGGGGAAUUAUUACACCCUUUCGAAUUUUGAAUGCAUGGGAAGCGCAAUAUUCCCCCUUUGCUGGGUUUUUACAUAAAUUGGUGUCUCCAACUAAUAACCAAUUACAAG